AAGACUUGCUGCUCUUUCUCCACCCCAGCAGCGAUGGCAGCAGCUGCUAACACGCGCACCUUCCUGCUCUUCUCCACCCCAAACAAGCUCUUCUCCUUCUCUCCUUCCACUCCCUCCAAAACCCUUCCAAAACCCUUCUUCCUUCCUCUCGUCAAAUCCCUCCAUUCCUCCCAAACCCCUCUCAAAUCCAAUCCCCCAAUCUCCAAAUCCAUCCAUCGAUCGAACGUCAUCGACAUCCUCCAGCAAAGGGGGCUCAUCGAAUCGAUCACCAGCGACAAUCUCAGGCAAGCCUCUUCAAAUCCAGCCGUCCGUCCGCUUAAAGUCUACUGUGGGUUCGAUCCAACGGCUGAGAGCUUGCACUUGGGGAAUUUGAUUGGGAUUAUUGUUCUGUCGUGGUUCCGGAGGUGCGGGCAUAGGACGGUCGCUUUGAUUGGUGGGGCGACAGCGAGGAUUGGUGACCCGUCCGGGAAGAGCUUGGAGAGGCCGGAAUUGGAUGUGGAGACGGUGGAGAGGAACAGCGCUGGGAUUGAAGAUACGGUCCGAAGGAUUUUGGGUAGAAGCGAUGGAGCCGUGGGCUAUGGAAAAGAUCGAAUUUUGGAUGCGGGUUCUGAAGAGAAUGCGGUUUCGAAUUUGAAUUUUGCAGAAAACGCCAAUUUGGAUGUGGAUUCUGAAGAAAAUGUGAUUUCGGAUGCGGGUUCUGAAGAGAAUGCUGUUUCGAAUUCAGGUUCUGCGAAAAAUGCCAAUUCAAACGUGGGUUCUGAAGAAAAUGCAAUUUCGGAUUUGGGUUUUGAAAAAAACACGAACUCGUAUGCGGGUUCUGGAGAUUCUUUCGUGAUUUUGAAUAAUUACGAUUGGUGGAAGGGCAGGAAUUUGUUAGAUUUCCUAAAAGAGGAAGGGCGCUUUGCGAGGGUCGGCGUGAUGAUCUCCAAGGAGAGUGUUAAGAGGCGAUUGGCUUCUGAGGAAGGGCUGAGCUUCACCGAAUUCACGUAUCAGCUAUUGCAGGGAAGUGAUUUCCUGCAUCUGUUCAAGAAUGAGGGUGUGAAUGUUCAAAUAGGCGGGAGCGAUCAGUGGGGGAAUAUCACUGCCGGGACUGAAUUGAUUCGGAAAAAGCUCCAAAUCGAGGGAGCUUAUGGACUGACCUUCCCUCUUCUGUUGAAGAGUGACGGAACCAAGUUUGGGAAAUCUGAAGGUGGAGCGAUCUGGUUAUCACCGUCGAUGUUGUCGCCGUAUAAGUUCUACCAGUACUUCUUCUCUGUCCCAGAUUCCGACAUAGUGAGGUUCCUAAAGAUUCUAACUUUCUUGAGUUUGGAAGAGAUUGUGGAGCUGGAGGAGGGGAUGAAGUGCCCCGGAUAUGUGCAGAACUUGGCCCAAAGGAGGCUCGCUGAGGAAGUGACCCGUUUUGUUCAUGGCGUAGAUGGCCUAAUGGAAGCGUUGAAGGCAACCGAAGCAUUGAGACCCGGGGCCGAGACACAGUUGGAUUGGAAAACGAUCGAGGAGAUUGCCGAGGAUGUCCCGUCUUGUUCUUUGGCUUAUGACCAGGUGUUGAACGCAUCUCUAGUCGAUCUAUCAGUGUCUGCUGGCUUGCUAGGUAGUAAAUCGGCAGCCCGGCGGAUGGUGAAGCAAGGGGGCCUUUACUUGAAUAACAAAAGAGUUGAUAGUGAGGAGAAGACGAUUGAAGCAGAUGACUUUGUCGAUGGGAAAGUGCUCUUGUUAUCAGCUGGGAAGAAGAACAAAAUUGUUGUAAGAAUCUCUUGAUGACUCUUCUUGAAUGAUUAUGUGGUUAUCUAUUUAUUUUAUAGUCAGAUUUUGGUGCAUU
Magnolia sinica is the source of this 1816-nucleotide messenger RNA. RefSeq names its product tyrosine--tRNA ligase, chloroplastic/mitochondrial. Gene Ontology annotation, cellular component: mitochondrion; chloroplast stroma; cytosol. Gene Ontology annotation, molecular function: RNA binding; tyrosine-tRNA ligase activity; ATP binding. The transcript has a single exon. NCBI's taxonomy places the organism in Eukaryota, Viridiplantae, Streptophyta, Magnoliopsida, Magnoliales, Magnoliaceae. The coding region runs from base 34 to 1755 and encodes 573 amino acids. The record is from RefSeq and is a predicted model, not a curated record. Gene Ontology annotation, biological process: tyrosyl-tRNA aminoacylation.